Molecule: messenger RNA, 4802 nt
Organism: Podospora pseudocomata
Lineage: Eukaryota; Fungi; Ascomycota; Sordariomycetes; Sordariales; Podosporaceae
Exons: 2
Coding region: 2353-4032 (559 amino acids)
Source: RefSeq, a predicted model, not a curated record
AUUUUCCGAAGUUUGAAUUCUGUCUGAAAAGCGGGGACGACAUGGACGGCAUAUGCAAAUUCUGAUUGGCGGUGCCAACUCAGUAACUCACAGCUCUUCGGGACUGCCAGCCUCUCCGAUUUCUUGCGUCAUCAACCGUCCGAAACUCUUAUGCCUGAUCAGCCAUUGUUCAACGCCCAUCCCUUGCCCGCAGCAUCAAGACGAGAAUUCAACCAGCCUGUCAGUGGACCGUCAGUCAAACGCGUCGCGCUCCGCACGCGAGAUCCAGCAGUACAAUAGCAUCAGACCUUGGCACUGCGGGGCCCCCAACCACAACACCGCCAUCUCAGCGCCGACAAUGAGGGGUCUCCAGCUCAAUAUCUUUAGCUGGCUGUCCUUAGGUCGGAGCUCACAAAGAAGUCGAACUCGCUGAGCCCCUCCUGGACUGCCUGUCCAACCGCACACCUCAACCGGCCGUCAGAAACGGCCCUUUUGGUCGCGAGGAUACGGUGGUUUGGCGUUUCAAGGCGAGUCAGAAAGGGCAUGGUGAGCUUGGUACUGGCUCCCCGCGGCGUCUUUCAAUCCCCAAGUUCCCCGUUACCAGACCCUGGAUCCUUUUCUUGACCGCUACCACACCACAGCAAAGCAUGCAUUUGUCAUGUCCAUCCACCAUCGCUCGCCCCACCGUGAGAGCGUUCAAAGUCGUCUCCUCUCGCAUUCGACUUCAUCAGACAUGCUGGCUGCAUGUCCCUCUUGUCCAAUUUGGUCAUGACACAAGGCAUGGCAGGAAUAUGUAGUGGCUGGCUUUGAACAGGUGUUUCCAGAGUCCCCCACAGAUGCUGCCGGUCGCGACCACUUCUUGCCAACGGUCUGUUCACGUGGCCUGGCUGAAUGAGGGUUGGUGAAGAGCCCUCAGACAGACGUUUGUUGGCUGUGUAAGGAGCCGGCUGAUUGGCUGCCCGCGUCGUAUCCGACCUGCCCAAUCCAUUUCUGGUACAACUCAGACCUAUCUCUUGCUUUUUUUCUACCGGAUUUUUGGCCUAAUCACGGCGAUUCGCGAGUCUUCUGUCAGGCGAAAGCCAAGUCGGCGGGAAGUGAUUGGCAGUCACAGCCCCGACAGCGGUGAUGGCAGCAGUUCUCUGACAUGAAGGCCAAACGCCAUAAAUCCUCGAAUCUUGUUCAUGGUCUCGCGGCCAACCCCACGCCCGGCUACAUCCAGGAAUCUGAAGUGCCCGACUUACACGUGGUGCCACUGACACAACCGGCCACCACCACCACCACCGCCGCCGCCGCCCACCUGAGAUUCUUGCAUCGAUAUCGGUGGUGCCGUGUCGUGCUCUCUGGCAUUGACCGAUUCCGGCUCAAGAGGGCAACAAAAGCCUGGAGUAAAAAAACAUUGGACAAGCUUCAAGUUGCAAAGAACAUGUCGCGAGACACGGAGUAGUGUAGCCAGAGCAGGAAAAACACGAGAGUUACAAAAGCCAUCCCGCACCACCACUACGCUCAUCAAAGCAUGCGGCCAGCAAUUGGCCCGGACAGGCUGGCAAAAAAAAAAAAAAAAAAAGCAUAUCUGAUGGCCGCAGAUGCCUCCUCUCUUCUGCCGUUGUUCUUCAUUGUUGACAUUGCAAUUCACCCCCUCCUUCCCCCCAUCUCCAAUUUCUAAGUCCCAGGCCCGAAAGUCGGGAUCAGCAAUCGUUGUUUUGCCGCGGGUGGUGACGUACAAGGACAGGACAAAAAGCCAAAGUUCGAAAGUUGGGCGCCGGCCGUCACAGGAGUCGCGCCAACAGCCGCCAGCGUUUCCAGCGUUGCGCUCUCUUGUUGUUGCCCGUGUCUCUCUCGCGCCGUCGAUAGCCUCUUUUUGGCAUCCGGGACGGUACUUGGUUCCAGAGCUUUUUUUUUGGGUGGUGGAGUUUGUCUGUCUUUGGCGGCUUCCAUUUGGAUUUUGGACCGGGCUGGAUGCCCCGCAAACCCGAGCAGUGACCAACGCACAACUGGUACCCUGACACCCUGGCACCCUCACUCUCGAACCCUGGAAACCCAAUUGAACCCCACCAUCCGCAGGUUGUUGACCAUUCACACACCCUUGCCCCGUCGGCUCACCAGCCCACCGCCCACCCACCGUCCACCGCCCACUUGAGCUGCUCCAGCACUCCAGGUCACUCCCACACCCACCUCGGGUGUGCCACACAAGAAAGUCACUGUCUGCCGUGUCUGUCUGUCUGUCUGUCUCUCUCUGUCUGACCCCAACGACAAAUUAUCUUCCUUUUUUACCCUACUCCCCCCGACCCUACCUCUACCUACCUACCCCGCCACUCGAUUCCCUUCCCCAGACGCCGCAAACCUACACCCAUCGUCCAAGGUCGCCAGCAACACAUGUCGACCCAAUUAAAGGAACUACGGCUGCCGCAGCUGGUGGAGGAGAGGAGGAAACACGAGCUUCAGCAGCAGCAACUACACCACCAGCUCCCACCACCAUGUCUUGACGAAGAGCAGCACGCUCAGCUGUUCUUCACCUUCAACUCGGCCUCAUCAUCGUCCGACUUCGCUCUGCCGUCACCUGUCACGCCAACCUUUUCGCGCUCCAGCCAGCAAGCCAGGUUCUCCAGCUCGUCAUCGUCUCUCGAAACCACCGACAGCCCGGCUUCGCCCUCCCACCCCAUACAUGUCAUCAAGUCGCCUACCAAACUGCCACUGCCGGAUGUUCAGGAGGACCCAUCAGAGAGGGAGGACGACGACACGGCCUUUAUUGUGUCCGAGUAUGGGGACACUGAAUUCCCUACCUGGUCCUACUGCUUGUGUGAUGCUGGAUGUUCAUGCGAUUACAAUAACGACACCAGGAAAGGUAGAAGCACCCAUCCCUACUCGAGACCUGGAUCAGACUACGACUUGGGGUCUCUGAGCGACGGUGAUUUCAACGGAAGCCCACGGUCUAGGAAAAGGCGCGUCGGAUCCGACGCAGGGAUUGCGAGCUGGGGGACCAGGCUUGGUUCAAGAUUGACAAGCCUGCCGCGUUGGAGAUCGGCAUCCGUGUCCAGGCGUGCCAACCUGGCGUUUUCACCCGCAUCUGAUCCAGCUCUUGCAGAACAACGAAGGCCCAGCUUCUCUCAUGCCGCCUCGAGCAGAUCGUCAUCCGUCUCUGUGCCGGCCACGGCCCGCGUCCCCGAGUCUGUUCCCGCAACGCCUGCGCUAUCAUUCUACGAGAGCACCGACAGUAUUGUGCCAACUUCUCCCCUUGAUAUCCAGCCAGCGGCCAUGGGAAAAAGUCUGGAGCGGGACCGAUCCAUGGCCACCACCCCUCUUCUCCCACCUAUGAUGAUGGAGAAAGCCGGUCACCAAACCCAUCCGCAGUCGCUUCAGGCGUCGCCUUUGCAGUCGCCCGCAGUGGUGCCCUCCCCGAUGCCCGAGUUUCCAGUGCAGGCGCCCUACCCGACACCUCCCCUCAGCACAAAGGCGUCUUUCACCUCUCUCCGCCGAGGAACUGUGUCGAGCAUCUUCAGCGACCUUCCUUCUCCCGUGGUGAUGACUCCCACCAUACUUGUGGAGCAGCAGCCAGAUGCAUGGUCGGACCGUCUGGGACACGCAAACUUCACCAUUGACCCAAAGCCAUAUGUUCCCGAGAAGGCGGAUCUGGCCACCUUUCAAGCAUUCUGUUCAGACUGGAACCUGGCCAGGACCAAUUACGCAAAGCAUCUCGGGCGGACCGGAGAACACUACGGCACCACCUCCAAGACGUACGCCCUCACCGAGGCCAAGUGGGCCGACAUUGAGAGGGAGUGGCAGCAGGCGGAGCAAGUCCUGAUCCAGAGGGUGGGUCAGUCUGGGAACGGCAACCCUUCCAUUAUCUCGCAUUUGCGACGGACGGCCGAAGAAAUGGUUCCGUGUGGAAUUCCCCAAAUCCAGAAUAAUGACGGCAAGUUUCCGGCACUAGGAGAUUCCGAGAUUGUGGGGCCCAUGGCACGCGAUGCUGUCAUGGUCCGCGACGGACACGACGAGAAGAGGAGCGCCUCGAUCUGGUUGAAGAAUUUGGCCGAGAAGGUUGGCCUGAGAAAGUAACCACCACUCUCGAGGCCCAUGUCUCAAAGACACCACUCCACAAAACUUUACGAAGAGCACGACACGUCUCGAUAUGAACCUGAGCAGUCGGCUUUCUGACAGCAUUGCAUAGCAUUGCGGUUUUCUUUUUUUUUUCUUUUUUUUUUUCUUUUUUGUUUUUCCUCAUUUUCUUUCCUUAACUGAGAUACCCCAUCGGUUAACAUCAUUCCUUACAUAAUGUUUGUCGGGCUGGUAUGGCAUAUCACAUUUGAUAGGCGCUGGUGUUAUCCUUUUACCUUCCCUUCAUUUUAUCGUGGCUGCUAUGGCAAAGUAGGUUACACCUUAUUGUUUACACCAUGUUAUUUAGAGCUAGACCAUGUUCUGGCACUGCUGAGGAGUCGUCUUGUACAUAAAAAGAUGUAUCUGUGUAUCUAUCCAUCUUAUCUACUGGAAGGCAUGGAGCUUGGUUGGGGGGAUCAGACGACUGGGUGUCUGUAGGACUCAGAGGGCAUCGCAUUGGGGGCGCCGGACAAAAAAAAUUAGAUGGAACAUUCACAGCAUUACCAGGGGUGGUAGGAAUUGGGUUCGGGUUUGGACUCGGUUCCGGCACAAGGGGACACGGCGGCGGUGGCGGCGGCCAGCCAUGAGGUGUGUGGGAGGACAUGGGCAAAAGGCAAAGAGACAGAAGGAGCUACUAGCUAGCUGUUAUUCAGCAUGAGGCCAGCCAAGCGAAGCAGCAUGCUGUGUCCAUUGCCUACCAAUUCAGUCUUGAACCCCUUCCAAUCGAAACC